This is a messenger RNA of Trametes versicolor FP-101664 SS1, 207 nucleotides long. RefSeq lists its product as uncharacterized. The transcript has a single exon. NCBI's taxonomy places the organism in Eukaryota, Fungi, Basidiomycota, Agaricomycetes, Polyporales, Polyporaceae. The annotation marks the transcript as partial. The record is from RefSeq and is a predicted model, not a curated record.
CAGCUCAGCUGUCUCUCAUGUGACAAUGUGUCGCCCAACAAUGUCAUGACUGAGCUGCUUGGUGAGCGCAUCAAGAGCUUUGAGGGUGCUCUAGGGCAUGUGCGCUGCUUCGCACACGUCAUCAACCUUGUCGUUAAGACCCUGCUGCGUCAAUUUGACAUACCAAAAGCUAAAGCAACCAAGGACAUCGAUGAGGAGGACCAGGAG